Molecule: messenger RNA, 186 nt
Organism: Rodentolepis nana
Lineage: Eukaryota; Metazoa; Platyhelminthes; Cestoda; Cyclophyllidea; Hymenolepididae
Source: the annotation of a GenBank genome assembly
AUGAAUCCUCCAAUAGGCUAUUUUGCUGCCCCCAUUAAUGAUGAUCUCUUGGUUUCUAUAAUAUCACUUAUGUCUGACCCAAAUCCGGAUGACCCUUUGGUUCAUGAAAUAGCCGAGGUAUUUAACAGUGAUCGAGAACAAUUUGAUAAAACUGCCAAGGAAUGGACGGAGAAAUUUGCAACUUGA